GGGAAGAGCAGGGUCUUGCUAGCGGGAACGUGCUGCCUCCCUCUGCCGCCGGCGCGUCUUUCACAACAGAGAACACGAUCUUCCCACUUACGGCGCUAAAGUUCGGAAAACCACCAACGGCUCUUAAGCGUCACCACCCAAGGAAGACAACAGCAGAGGAUAUAUAUCCAAGCAGAAGAGAUAAAUUUGAGAGAGAUGUCGGAGAGCGCUGAGUGCGUGGAGCCGCGGGAAGAGCCGGCGGAGCCUGAAGAAGCCGCAGCAGCAGAGGAGAAGUCUGACUCUUCAGAUGCUGGAAAAGAGUCUUCUUCAGAGGCAGGUCCUGACGGACAAGAUGCAUCCUCCUCACCAACCAAAGAGUCUUCUGCAGGUUAUGAGGAGAAAGUGCAAACAGACCGGACCAACAGAUUUGAGUAUCUGUUGAAGCAAACAGAGUUGUUUGCUCAUUUCAUCCAACCGGCUGCACAGAAGACUCCCACAUCCCCUCUUAAGAUGAAACCUGGACGCCCUCGGAUCAAGAAAGAUGAGAAACAGAACCUGCUCUCUGCUGGAGACAACCGUCACCGUCGCACAGAGCAAGAGGAGGAUGAAGAACUUCUGAAUGAGAGCACAAAGACCACUAAUGUGUGCACUCGCUUUGAUGACUCUCCAUCUUAUGUAAAAUCAGGAAAAAUGAGGGAUUAUCAGGUCCGUGGUCUGAACUGGCUGAUUUCUUUGUAUGAGAAUGGAAUCAAUGGUAUCCUUGCAGAUGAGAUGGGACUGGGAAAGACUCUCCAAACCAUCUCCCUGCUGGGUUACAUGAAGCAUUACAGAAAUAUUCCCGGUCCCCACAUGGUGCUGGUUCCCAAGUCCACCCUCUACAACUGGAUGAACGAGUUCAAGCGAUGGGUGCCCUCACUUCGUGCAGUCUGUCUGAUUGGAGACAGAAAUGAGAGGAACGCCCUGGUCAGAGAUGUGCUGCUGCCUGGAGAGUGGGAUGUGUGCGUGACGUCCUAUGAAAUGCUCAUCAUUGAAAAGGCCGUGUUCAAAAAGUUCAACUGGAGAUACUUAGUCAUUGACGAAGCUCACAGGAUCAAGAAUGAGAAGUCAAAGCUAUCAGAAAUUGUGCGUGAAUUUAAAACCACCAAUCGCCUACUUUUGACCGGUACGCCACUUCAAAAUAACCUUCACGAACUUUGGGCUCUGCUCAACUUCCUGCUGCCUGAUGUCUUCAAUUCAGCAGAGGAUUUUGAUUCGUGGUUUGACACAAACAACUGCUUGGGUGAUACGAAACUGGUUGAACGUCUUCACACUGUGCUGCGCCCUUUUUUGCUCCGACGUAUCAAAGCGGAUGUAGAGAAGACUCUGCUGCCAAAGAAAGAGAUCAAGAUAUAUGUGGGCCUGAGUAAGAUGCAGCGAGAGUGGUACACAAAGAUUCUGAUGAAGGACAUUGACAUUCUGAACUCUGCGGGUAAAACGGACAAGAUGCGUUUGCUGAACGUUCUCAUGCAGCUGAGGAAAUGCUGCAACCACCCGUACCUAUUCGACGGGGCCGAGCCUGGCCCACCUUACACAACUGACCUCCACCUGGCGGUGAACAGUGGCAAGAUGAUGGUGCUGGACAAGCUGCUGCCCAAGAUGAAAGUGCAGGGUUCACGUAUACUUAUCUUCAGUCAGAUGACCAGGGUGCUGGACAUCUUGGAAGACUACUGCAUGUGGAGGAACUAUGAGUAUUGCCGCUUGGACGGACAGACGCCACACGAGGAGAGACAGAUCUCCAUCAAUGCGUACAACGAACCCAACAGCUCCAAGUUCAUCUUCAUGCUGAGCACGAGGGCUGGUGGCCUGGGCAUCAACCUGGCUACUGCUGAUGUCGUCAUCCUCUACGACUCUGACUGGAACCCCCAAGUGGACCUGCAGGCUAUGGACCGAGCUCACAGGAUUGGUCAGCAGAAGCAGGUACGAGUUUUCCGUUUCAUCACUGAAAACACCGUGGAGGAGAGGAUUGUGGAGAGGGCCGAGAUGAAACUCCGCCUGGACUCUAUUGUCAUUCAGCAAGGACGACUCGUGGAUCCAAGUGCAAACAAGAUAGGUAAGGAUGAGAUGUUGUCCAUCAUCCGCCACGGUGCGACGCAUGUGUUUGCUUCCAAGGACAGUGAGAUCACAGAUGAUGACAUUGAUCAAAUUCUGGAGCGAGGAGAAAGGAAGACAAUGGAGAUGAAGGAGAAACUGUCAUCUCUGGGUGAGAGCACUCUCAGAAACUUCACCAUGGACACGGAGAACAGCAGCGUGUACACAUUUGAAGGAGAGGACUACAGAGAGAAGAAAAAGGUCAUUACGAACUGGAUCGAGCCACCCAAGAGAGAACGGAAAGCCAAUUAUGCCGUGGACGCCUACUUUAGAGAAGCUCUGCGAGUCAGUGAGCCCAAAGCGCCCAAGGCUCCUCGUCCUCCCAAGCAACCAAAUGUCCAAGACUUUCAGUUCUUCCCUCCUCGGCUAUUUGAGCUUCUAGAAAAGGAAAUUUUGUUCUACAGAAAAACAAUAGGAUACAAGGUUCCUCGUAAUCCGGAGCUACCAAACUCAGCUACAGUUCAGAAAGAGGAGCAGGGCAAGAUCGAUGAGGCCGAGGCUCUGACGGAGGAAGAACUGGAGGAGAAGGAAAACCUUCUGCAACAAGGAUUUACUAUUUGGAACAAACGGGACUUCAACCAGUUCAUCAAAGCCAAUGAGAAGUGGGGGAGAGAUGACAUUGAAAACAUUGCCAGAGAAGUUGAGGGGAAAACUCCAGAAGAAGUCAUGGAAUAUUCUGCUGUAUUCUGGGAACGCUGCAAUGAGUUGCAGGAUAUUGAAAAGAUCAUGGCCCAGAUAGAGAGAGGCGAAUCCAGGAUUCAGAGAAGGAUCAGCAUCAAGAAAGCUCUGGACUCAAAGAUCGGUCGCUACAAGGCUCCCUUCCAUCAGCUCAGAAUCUCUUAUGGCACCAACAAAGGCAAGAACUACACAGAGGAAGAGGACCGUUUCCUCAUCUGCAUGCUUCACAAACUGGGCUUCGAUAAAGAGAGCGUGUACGAUGAGCUUCGUCAGUGCAUCCGCAACUCGCCUCAGUUCCGCUUCGACUGGUUCCUCAAAUCCAGAACUGCCAUGGAGCUCCAGAGGCGAUGUAACACUCUGAUCACACUGAUAGAGAGAGAGAACAUGGAGCUGGAGGAGAGAGAGAAGGCAGAGAAGAAGAAGCGCGGACCAAAGGGGGGCUCAGCGCAGAAACGAAAGGCAGAAGGAACUCCAGAUGGUCGGGGUCGCAGAAAAAAGCUGAAAUUGUAAAGCAACUUACAACCUGCACUGUGAGAAUUUGAAAGCGGCAGCCAGCUCCAGUACCUUUAGUCGUAGCGUGUAUUUCUCUGCGGUCUGUGAUGGUGUACUUCGUAAAGUUCCUGAUGGACUGAUCUUUUUGUGUUGGGGUUGUUUUUUUUUUUACUAGAAAGCGCUCCCUUAAGAGCCUGUGUUGUCACCUACCUAGACACUGCAGCUGUGCUGAUGUAGUUUUUUGUUUGUUAGCCCUUUUUUUUCUUACUAGUUAUUAACUGAAAUAAUUGUAUUUAUACCUGUCAGGUUGUACUGCAUUCCAUUGCGUGAUCAUAUGUACCUUUUUUAUUUUUAAAAAGAGGUUUGUUGUUUCAUCUUCUUACGUGAGGUAGAUAUUGUCCUUUUGAACAUCACAAAUAAACCUCCCCUUUUUAUAAUUAAAAAAACAAAAAAACGUCUGGUUAAAAAGAGACUCAAUCAAAAAUGACUUUUAUAUUUGGC
Cololabis saira (Pacific saury) is the source of this 3777-nucleotide messenger RNA. RefSeq names its product SWI/SNF related, matrix associated, actin dependent regulator of chromatin, subfamily a, member 5 (gene smarca5). Gene Ontology annotation, molecular function: histone binding; nucleosome binding; ATP-dependent chromatin remodeler activity. The coding region runs from base 196 to 3294 and encodes 1032 amino acids. Lineage: Eukaryota; Metazoa; Chordata; Actinopteri; Beloniformes; Belonidae. The transcript is spliced from 24 exons. Gene Ontology annotation, biological process: nucleosome organization; regulation of transcription by RNA polymerase II. Gene Ontology annotation, cellular component: chromatin; nucleus. The record is from RefSeq and is a predicted model, not a curated record.